Messenger RNA from Pygocentrus nattereri (red-bellied piranha), 2489 nucleotides. It is a transcript of the gene znf750, whose product is annotated as zinc finger protein 750. The transcript is spliced from 3 exons. Gene Ontology annotation, biological process: positive regulation of transcription by RNA polymerase II; epidermis development. NCBI's taxonomy places the organism in Eukaryota, Metazoa, Chordata, Actinopteri, Characiformes, Serrasalmidae. Gene Ontology annotation, molecular function: RNA polymerase II cis-regulatory region sequence-specific DNA binding; promoter-specific chromatin binding; DNA-binding transcription activator activity, RNA polymerase II-specific. Gene Ontology annotation, cellular component: nucleus. The record is from RefSeq and is a predicted model, not a curated record. Bases 5 to 1966 code for a protein of 653 amino acids.
GUCCAUGACAGCAGGACAUACAGACGCAUCGGCACUGUCCACACCACAUCUCAAAAAUCUCUGGACCAAAUAUCUGGCGCCGGUAACAACAACAACAGGACUGACAAAGCACAAUAGUGCCAACAUGGAAACUCCUCCCGACAGAAAACCAAAGAAACCCCACUACAUUCCACGUCCUCCUGGCAAGCCCUUCAAAUACCAGUGCUUUCAGUGUCCCUUCACUUGCAACAUCAAGUCUCAUCUCUUCAACCACAUGAAGUACAACCUGUGCAAGAACUCCAUCUCUCUGGUGUCCCAGCGCGGGGAGCAGUCAACAAGACCUUCCAGAGCUCCUCAGCACAGCAAUUCCUCCACCCAGAUCACUGAAGGAAUGCAAACUUCUGCUAAAUCCAGCCCAGUCAGGCUGGGCAACAAAGCCAGAGAGGUGGAAUGGACCAAAGAUCUAGCUUGUCAGAAGGUGGAGGAGGGAGCACAGAGAGUAGAAACUGAGAGUCCAGUGAAGAAAAGCCCAGAAUCUAUUCCUGAGUUAAUCAACAAUGAAAGCAAAGAGCUGGAAGUAGUUGAGGCCGGGAUCAAGCACACCUCAACGUCUGCCUUCUCGCCUGUCCCACGAAAGAGCGAAAGCGAGUCUCAAUCUUUACUACCCUACAAAGCAGAGCAGCCCCCUCCGCAAGCUCCUCAUUCCUUCCACAAACCAACUAUCUGGGGUCAGCAGGCCACCCCUGUACCCCUCAAACCCCCUGUAACCAGCUCCGUUGCAGACUACCCUCCAUACUUGCUUCCUGAAAGACGGUCGCAUGCCCUCUACCAACCGUACAUGCCAAGCCAAAGCAGCUCCCGUCUGAGUCUCCUAGAGCACCACAGACCACUAGUACCAGCACCUCUACUUGCUCCCAAUCCAUCCCUUCUUCCUUACCACUACAGAUACGGCCACUCCUUUCUCCCAGUCCCACAGCUGCCUUACAACCUUUAUCCACCCCCUGAACAACCUCCAACAUUGCAGUCUCUGAGGUAUCUUCCUGUUGAGAUAUACCCCCAUGGUUUUGAUCCCAGGGUCUAUGGAGGGUACAGCUAUCACCACCCAGGUUCCUACAGCAGGCAGCAAGAGGUUAGGGGGAACCAGCAGCAUGGAGAAGACAAGACAACACGGCAGAGCCCCUUGGCUGGUUGUGCUGCGUCUGGGUCCCCAGACAGGCCGAGUACUGUUGAGUUAACUCAGAAGCACCCUACCAACCUCGAGCACAUCACCCACAGAGAAACACAAUCAGACUGCACCACUCUGAGAAGAGGGCUGAUGACCGACUCAUCUAGGAGUCUGUGUAACCAAAGGAAAGAGAACAGCACACAAAAGCAAGGAAGAAACAAUAUGCAAAGCACCAGUUUAAAGAGGCACUCUGGCUACUCAUCAGAGGAAGCAGAGGAUGAGGAGAGCAAUGACGAAGGUGCUCCUCUUAACCUGUCGAAGAGGGACCGGAACACACUCACGUCCCCAGUCAACCAUGAAUCUGAGAUUGACACCAGCGCAGGGGUCAGCAAUAAAGAGGACGCUCCUCUCAACCUCUGUCUCCGUGCAAAAUCCAGUAGCCAAGCCCAGUCUGACGUAGUAAGACAACUGUGUAGCAAGUAUGCUCAGGCUGAGAGGCAACUGUUGACCAGUCCAACUGAACGAGAUCAGUGUGAACGCAGACACUCAGCAGCUUUUGCCCUCUGUCAGCUGGCCAGCUCAAGUAAUAUCAGUGCCUCUGAUCCCACUUCAGCUCCACAAGAGAACACCCAGGCCCUGAGCUGCCUGCAACUUCCAGAGCUCAAUCAAGCACCUACAGAGGACUCUGUACACAUGGAUGACCACAAAGCUCCAGCCCAGGGACAGAAACGAGCAAGCAAUGGGAUCACAAAGAAGACCAUCAAGAAGGCAAGAGUGAAAGAGCCCAUUCGAGUCCAGAGAAAAAGGAUACAAAACUGCUGAUUUAUAACCAAAUCUCUCAUUUACAGGGUCAAUGAAAAACAUGUUUAAGGGUCCACUCAAUUCAUAUUUCAGUUCUGAGCUGAUUGACAAUGUCUCCAGCUCACAUAUGAUGCUGCAGCUCAAUAAAAAUAAUAUGUCGGAAUAUGUAUUAUAUUCUACUACAUCCUGUUAAAACAGAAUUCUAACACACUCAAAGACAUUUCAGACAGAAAAUGAAUGGCUUCAUUGAAAAUAUCUAUUAUAACACUUGUUUAACUGUGUUUAUACCAUUUCUGUAUUCAAUAUAGCUUUGGUGGAAAAAUCUUGUAUAAAUUGUAUGUCUUCAUGCACUACAAGGAAAACAAAGCUUCAGUUCUACUCUUUAAGGAGUCUUUCUGUAGUGUUUUGAAACACAAUAUCUGUACAUACUCUAUGCUUUUAUGCUAACUGCAUUUUUAUAAUGUAUGCUCAAGCAGUCUAAAUGAUGUAAACACUUCACUCUUCUCAAAACUGUAGUAAAUAAAUAAAAUGUUCGUAAAAUCUA